Molecule: messenger RNA, 1101 nt
Organism: Debaryomyces fabryi
Lineage: Eukaryota; Fungi; Ascomycota; Pichiomycetes; Serinales; Debaryomycetaceae
Product: 3'(2'),5'-bisphosphate nucleotidase 2
Exons: 1
Coding region: 1-1101 (366 amino acids)
Biological process (GO): sulfate assimilation; phosphatidylinositol phosphate biosynthetic process
Molecular function (GO): 3'(2'),5'-bisphosphate nucleotidase activity
Source: RefSeq, a predicted model, not a curated record
AUGUCUACAGUACCAUCUGAUCAUCCAUAUUACAAGGAAUUGGAGAUUGCAUCCAUAGCAGUUAUAAGAACUUCAAUUUUGACUAAGAAAUUGAGUGACUCUAUUGCUACUACUCAAAAGUCUGGAACUCACACGAAAGAUGAUAAGUCCCCUGUCACUAUUGGUGACUAUGCAUCGCAGGCUAUUAUCAACCAUGCGAUCAAGCUUAACUUUCCAGAAGACGAAAUUGUAGGUGAGGAAGAUGCAGAAGUAUUAAGAAAAGAUGAUGCAGAAGGAAAAGAUUUAAGUGCCAAAGUUUUAGAGAUUAUUUCUGAUGUGCAAUCCCAAACAAGCCAAUAUAAUGAUAGAUUAGGAAAGCUCGAAAAGGAAACUGAAAUUUAUGAUAGCAUUGACUUGGGUAAUUCCCAAGGUGGAUCAAAGGGCCGGUUUUGGGCAUUGGAUCCAAUUGAUGGUACUAAAGGGUUUUUAAGAGGUGACCAGUUUGCUGUUUGUUUAGCGUUGAUUGAGGAUGGAAAAGUCGUGUUAGGAGUUAUUGGGUGUCCAAAUUUACCAGCCACUGUAAUUUCUAAUGAAGAAAUGAGCGGUGCUAAAGGAGGUUUAUUCUCUGCUGUCAGAGGUGUGGGUUCUUUCUAUUCAAGUUUAUUUGAUAAACAAGAUUUCACCCCGUUAUCAAAGCAAGAAAGAAUUCAAAUGACUCAACAUACCUCCCCUGAGUCAUUAAAGGUUGUUGAAGGAGUGGAAAAGGGUCAUUCUUCUCACUCUACCCAAUCCCAGAUAAAAGAUAAAUUAGGCUUUAGCACUGAAACAGUUUCAAAGCAAACUAUCAACUUAGAUUCACAGGUCAAGUACUGUGUAUUGGCAAAAGGACAAGCCGAUAUAUAUUUACGUUUACCGAUUAGUGAUACUUAUCGUGAAAAGAUUUGGGACCAUGCUGCUGGAAAUAUCUUAGUCUAUGAAAGUGGUGGGCUUGUAGGAGAUAUUCAUGGUAAUGAGUUAAAUUUCGGUAACGGAAGGCACUUGAAUUCUCAAGGUGUAGUUGCAGGUAAUAAAUCAGUUUUCAAGAAAGUUAUUGAAGCUGUUACUGACGUAUUGAAAGCAUAA